UUCAAAAGAAACAACUCUCCAAACCUCUCUCUCUCAAUCAUCCUUUCUGUUUCUCUUCUCUUUGAGGCGUGAAGUUUGGGCUUUCAUUACUGUCCCUCUCUAAACCAUCAACCACUCAUGUCUCUCUCCUUUCUUUCUUUUCUUCUUCUUUUCAUUUCUCUCUCUCUCACACUACUACUACUAUUUGAAGCAGACAACAAAGCCCAAGAGUAAUUGAUAACCAUCAAAAUUCUGUUUCCUUUCUAUCUCUCUUAAUUCUUUCUCCUCUUUCACACUCGCACAGGGUACCCUUCUCCAUCUCUAUAUAACAAGAAUGGAAAAUUGGGACAAACCAUUACGAGGACACAGAGAAAGGAAUAGUAAUCCGUCUUUCUCUUCCACUCUCCUUGACGCAAUCUACCGCUCCAUCGAGGUCGAAGAAACGGUUACAACUACCAUGAAGAAGCAGAAACAGAAUUCUCCCAGCAGGGCCAGCAAGGUGGAGAGUUGGAUGGAGAUCAAGAAAGAUGAGAAACUGUUGUUGAAGGGGAGAAACUCGCUAACGGAGUUCGAUCGAAGAAGUAAUAGAAGCUGCAAUUCUAGAUCUUCCUCCAACGCACUUUCCAUGUACUCGAACUCAACUUCCUCGGAAUCUAGCUCCGCCGGCUUCUCUUCAUCGGAAUCGGAGUCCUUCUACGGCCACCGCCAAAGGCCGAAGCCGAUUCGCACCAGCGUUUCCGAGAAGCCAACAACCACGUUUGAUGACAACAGAUGGAUCUCGCAGCCGCAGAAGCCGAAGAAUGAAAACAACGACACUAAUAACAAUAACGGAUUCGGUAAAACGAAGAACAAAGCGCUGAGAAUCUUGUACGGCGAGCUGAAGAAAACAAAGCAGCCGAUCUCGCCGGGUGCAAGACUCGCCAGCUUCCUCAACUCGCUCUUCCAUUCAAACGGAAGCUCGAAAAAAGCCAAGGUAGUUUCUUCGAGCCCCGUCGUGGUGCACGAGCAGCCUUCCUCCGCCACGCAGCAUGGCGGAGGACGCGGUAUUAGUUAUUCUAACUCUGCAUGUUCCUCUGCGUCCUCGUUCUCAAGAUCUUGCCUGAGCAAGACUCCGUCUUCGAGAACGGGGACGAAGAGGUCCGUACGGUUCUGUCCAGUGAGUGUGAUAGUUGGAGAAGAUUGCAGGCCUUGCGGGCACAAGAAUCUGCAUGAAGGGCAAAACAGUAAUUUAGUGGUGGCCGCAAAGGGGUAUAAUGGUAAGAACACUAACGAUGAAGAGCUUAGGUUCCAUGUGUUGCAGGAGAGUAAACGAGUAGAGGAAUUAGCUAGGGACUUGUUGAAGAAUUAUCAGAUGAAGAAGAAGAAGAAGAAUGAAGAAUUUCAUGAUGACGUCAUGCGUUAUGAACUUGAUUAUGAUGAUGACGAUGAUGAUGAUGAUGAUGCUAGUUGUUGUAGCUCUGAUCUAUUUGAAUUGGAUAAUCUUUCAGCAAUUGGGAUUGAGAGGUAUAGGGAGGAGUUGCCUGUGUAUGAAACUACUCACUUCAAUACCAAUAGAGCCAUUGCCAGUGGGUUCAUUCUGUAAUUUUGAUGAAUUCGGGGGACUACUUUCUAAAAAUUAGGAUUUUAAUGGUGUGGGUUGGGGGGUUUACAUCAUCGGAUAAAUAAUAAGAUUAUUUCUUUUUGUUUUUA
Messenger RNA from Arachis duranensis, 1668 nucleotides. RefSeq names its product protein BIG GRAIN 1-like B. Gene Ontology annotation, biological process: auxin-activated signaling pathway. The coding region runs from base 314 to 1561 and encodes 415 amino acids. The record is from RefSeq and is a predicted model, not a curated record. The transcript has a single exon. NCBI's taxonomy places the organism in Eukaryota, Viridiplantae, Streptophyta, Magnoliopsida, Fabales, Fabaceae.